Molecule: messenger RNA, 2032 nt
Organism: Melitaea cinxia (Glanville fritillary)
Lineage: Eukaryota; Metazoa; Arthropoda; Insecta; Lepidoptera; Nymphalidae
Product: zinc finger protein 25-like
Exons: 5
Coding region: 160-1953 (597 amino acids)
Biological process (GO): regulation of transcription by RNA polymerase II
Cellular component (GO): nucleus
Molecular function (GO): zinc ion binding; DNA-binding transcription factor activity, RNA polymerase II-specific; RNA polymerase II transcription regulatory region sequence-specific DNA binding
Source: RefSeq, a predicted model, not a curated record
AGAUUUUGACAAUUAGUUAGGGCAUGUUGGGUUGGGAAGCUAAAAAAUCACAAUAUAUUAUGUUUUCAUCCGCUUUUAAUAAAAUUUUGGAAGAAUUAAUGACACGAAAAGCUUUAGUUUGAAUGAAAAAGUGUUAUGAAUGUUCAUUUGUGACAUAAUAUGGCCUUAAUUAAGAACAAUGGUUCUAUUAUAGACCCCGCGCUGUGUAGAUGUUGUAGGGCUAUAAAGAAAUGCAGGCUUCUAACAUCGGAGUACACUUGGAUGGAGAAGAAGGAGAUUUACGCGGACAUGAUCAUGGACUGCUUUGGUAUCCUCCUAUCUCAUGUAGACGAUGAGGUAAAAGACAGCGGUGUGUGUGCGACCUGCGUGGUACGGUUACGAGAUGCCUGUGCGUUCAGGCAGCAAGUGUUGCAGUGCGAGGAACUGUUUCUGAGCGCUAAAUUGGAGGAUAAAGAUGAGACGAAAAAAGAUACGGAUAUCGAAUUGAAAACUGAACCAAAAGACGACUGCAGCGACCACAACUCACUAGCCGAGGAUCACCAGGAGGUCAUAUCUUUAGAAUACCCGCCAGCUAUCGUUGACGUAAAACCGCCCAAGAAGGAAGAGGACGAAAACAAACCGGAAAUACAGACACAUAACGAUAUAACAAAGGAUUUGGACAUCGAGAUCGAUGAUAUGGACGAUGAUGAUUAUCACGACGCUUACUCUGGAUCAUCAUCAGAUUCAGAUAAACCGAUCAAAAGAAAAGCAAAGACAAAGAAAACUAAAGUCACAAAGAAUGGAACGCAGAAGAAAAGAGUUCUUAAGGGUAGAGUCGUUAAAAUGAAACAGAAAACAGGUUCAUCCGUAGAAAAAAAGGUCAAAAUUAAAAAACCGCCCGUCGAAAAAAAGAACACAUACGACCGAGAUUUAGACUGCAUGUCAGAGGAAAACCUCCUGACGAUCAUCCAGUACUCCUACGUCUGCCCUUUCAAGAACAGAAGAAACAACUACUACUGCUUUUAUUGCAAAGAUUAUUAUCCAAAACCAGAAGACUUAAGAGAACAUACGGUUUCCCAUGACACAAAACCGUUCCAACUCUUGAUGGGUUACAAGAAAAUGCCGAAAUUAGACAUUACCAGAAUAGACUGCAGGCUCUGUCCGAUGAAAAUUAACGAUCUGGAAACGUUCAAGCAGCAUAUAGACCAAGUUCAUGGCAAGAAAAUAUACUUUGAGGCUCCGGAUAAAAUGCUACUCUAUCGUUUAACUUGGAACGAUCUGGUCUGUGUCAUGUGUAAUGAUGUUUUCGAAGACUUCAAUACUCUAAACACACAUAUGGUGGAGCAUUUCAGUAACUACACGUGUGAUAUAUGCGGUGUUUGUUUCUUAGAGAAACCGAGGUUGGACGCUCAUCUCAAACGUCACAAAGACGACGAGAGGCAUACGUGUGAAGUGUGCGGUAAAGUGUUCAAAUCGAAUCAUUAUAAAGACAUGCACGUCGACAUAGUUCAUAAGAAGAAAGCGAUAAUACGGUGUCCGCGUUGUGAUGAGUGUUUUAUGUCUUACGCGUUGAAGAACAAACAUUUGACUGAAGCCCACGGUCAGAAGCGUACGUAUCCGUGUAACUUGUGUGACAAGGUGUACAAUAGACAGAAGACCCUGACCGAACAUCAGAGGCGUAAUCAUCAGAAGGUUCUGAAGCAUCAGUGUGAGUAUUGCGAUCAAAGGUUUUAUUUACCGUCCCGUUUGAAGGAGCACAUAGCAACUCAUACAGGUGAAAGGAACUUCAGAUGCGAGUACUGCGAGAAGAGCUAUCCACGGCUCAAAUCUCUACAGUACCACAUAAGGACUCACACAAACGAUAGACGGUACCGUUGUCAUAUAUGCGGACAGGCGUUCAUUCAGAAUGCGAGUCUAAAAUCUCAUAUAAAGAGCCAUCACCCCGAGUGUGAUAUAGAGGGGUGCUAUUUUUAACGUAAUUCAAUGUUUAGUUAUUAAAUUAGUGUAAGGAAAUGUACAUCACGUUAUUAAGUAAUAUAUGUUUUUUAAACAA